Molecule: messenger RNA, 872 nt
Organism: Xenopus laevis (African clawed frog)
Lineage: Eukaryota; Metazoa; Chordata; Amphibia; Anura; Pipidae
Gene: timp1.L
Product: tissue inhibitor of metalloproteinase-1 L homeolog
Exons: 6
Coding region: 96-746 (216 amino acids)
Biological process (GO): negative regulation of membrane protein ectodomain proteolysis; response to hormone; response to cytokine
Cellular component (GO): extracellular matrix; extracellular region
Molecular function (GO): protease binding; metalloendopeptidase inhibitor activity
Source: RefSeq, a predicted model, not a curated record
GCCAUGAAGAGCUUUAAAUUCCAGAGCUGCACAGACAACAGAUGUACUUGUGAGAGACACAGACAGAAGGACUGCCCAGCCAUCAGUUUGGGAUCAUGUUGUACCUUGUGGUUGUGCUGGUUCUAGGGUGCCUCAGCCAGGAGGUGUUGGGGUGCAGCUGUGGACGUAGGCACCCCCAGUCUGCAUACUGCAGUGCAGAUUUUGUUAUUCGAGGGAGAUUCAUUGGAAAGACCCAGUACAAGACAGAAGAGCAGGGCAGAGUGAAAUAUGAGAUCAAAACUACUAAGAUCUUUAAGGCCCCUCAAGGAAUGGACGACAUACAGUUUCUCAGCACCCCAUCAAUGGAAAGCAUGUGCGGCUACGAGCACGUCCUCUCCAACAAGAGCCAGGCCUUCCUCAUUACAGGGCAUGCGGUGAAUGGUAACUUGGUAAUCGACCAGUGUAACUUCAUUGUUCCUUGGGCCUCACUAACUACCGCCCAGAAGAGGGGCUUCGAGGAGGUGUAUCGCAAAGCCUGUUCCUGCAACAUCGUCCCCUGCUAUGGUGGUAGCUGCUCCCUGGAGUCGGACAGCCAGUGCCUUUGGACCGAUGUACUGGUGCACUGGCAGGAGCCCCUCAAUGGCUCCCAGUCCAAAUACAUGGCCUGCGUUGACCAGGGCAAUGGUCUGUGCACAUGGGAGUCCCAGAAGCCCAGCGUCAUCGCUGCUAGGAAUAAAGAGGCACAGUCUGCUGCCACAGCACAAUAAUCUUCCUGGGCGAGUUCAAGGGGAUGAUGGGAGGAAGGGGCCACUCGAAGGAGAAGUGUUUUGUAUAUGUGAAUGCAUAUUCUUUUUGUACCAGGGGGAAAUAAAUGUCUCUUUAUGUUUUUUCUA